Molecule: messenger RNA, 1589 nt
Organism: Pongo pygmaeus (Bornean orangutan)
Lineage: Eukaryota; Metazoa; Chordata; Mammalia; Primates; Hominidae
Gene: OSR2
Product: odd-skipped related transciption factor 2
Exons: 4
Coding region: 339-1169 (276 amino acids)
Biological process (GO): regulation of transcription by RNA polymerase II; embryo development; urogenital system development
Cellular component (GO): nucleus
Molecular function (GO): RNA polymerase II transcription regulatory region sequence-specific DNA binding; DNA-binding transcription factor activity, RNA polymerase II-specific
Source: RefSeq, a predicted model, not a curated record
GAAAAAGAAAACCUCCGAGGUCAGUGCGGGGCGAGGUGAGCCCCUCCCAGGACCCUCUGGCCCAGGAGGAUGGGCGCCGGCUUCGCUCUUGCAGGCCGGUUUGCUGUCCGGGUAAGCGCGGGAAAGGCGGCCUCAGGGCGCGGCGGCAGCGCAGCGCGUGGGAUCUCACGACCCAUCCGUUAACCCACCGCUCCCGGGAGCUCCGAGGCGCAGCGGCGACAGAGGGCUUUCUCUACGUGCUGUUGUCUCACUGGGUUUUUGUCGGAGCCCCACGCCCUCCGGCCUCUGAUUCCUGGAAGAAAGGGGUGGUCCCCUCAGCCCCCCCAGCAUCCCGGAAAAUGGGGAGCAAGGCUCUGCCAGCGCCCAUCCCGCUCCACCCGUCGCUGCAGCUCACCAAUUACUCCUUCCUGCAGGCCGUGAACACCUUCCCCGCCACGGUGGACCACCUGCAGGGCCUGUACGGUCUCAGCGCGGUACAGACCAUGCACAUGAACCACUGGACGCUGGGGUAUCCCAGUGUGCACGAGAUCACCCGCUCCACCAUCACGGAGAUGGCGGCGGCUCAGGGCCUCGUGGACGCGCGCUUCCCCUUCCCGGCCCUGCCUUUUACCACCCACCUAUUCCACCCCAAGCAGGGGGCCAUUGCCCAAGUCCUCCCAGCCCUGCACAAGGACCGGCCCCGUUUUGACUUUGCCAAUUUGGCGGUGGCUGCCACGCAAGAGGAUCCGCCUAAGAUGGGAGACCUGAGCAAGCUGAGCCCGGGGCUGGGUAGCCCCAUCUCGGGCCUCAGUAAAUUGACUCCGGACAGAAAGCCCUCUCGAGGAAGGUUGCCCUCCAAAACGAAAAAAGAGUUUAUCUGCAAGUUUUGCGGCAGACACUUUACCAAAUCCUACAAUUUGCUCAUCCAUGAGAGGACCCACACGGACGAGAGGCCGUACACGUGUGACAUCUGCCACAAGGCCUUCCGGAGGCAAGAUCACCUGCGGGAUCACAGAUACAUCCAUUCCAAAGAAAAACCCUUCAAAUGUCAGGAGUGUGGGAAAGGAUUUUGUCAGUCUAGAACUCUAGCAGUUCACAAAACUUUACACAUGCAGACAUCAAGCCCUACAGCUGCGAGCAGUGCGGCAAAGUGUUCAGGCGAAACUGUGAUCUGCGGCGGCACAGCCUGACUCAUACCCCGCGGCAGGACUUCUAGAGAAGCCCAGGAUCUGUCCCGUGCCGCCACUGCUCCCCUCCCCAGACACCUCUCCACGUCUCCUACCCGGGGGGUCGCAUCCCUAGCCCUUCACUGACCCCAGCUCUUCCCUUGCUGCAGCCGCACCUGCAGCUCCAGGGAGUUAACUCUUCUUCUGGGGGACUGAGAACUGUAGAAAGCCACACACUACAUCCCUUCACAAAGAGUAUAUGCUAGUUUCUUGUAGAUAUUCACAGCUCAUUUUAGAGCUCUGUACAUAAUGUUGUGGGUCUUUGUUUUUUUGUUUUGUUUGUUUUUGGAUCUUGUUGGAUGCACCUAGAUAUGGAAAAUGGAAGCCAAAUUUUAUCUUUAAAGACUGUAUUUUCAAAAUAAAACUUUUUCUUGUUUGUUUCAA